AUGGCUAUACAAUUAACAGAAGAACAAAUCACGUAUACCACUAACACACUUUCCAAUAAUGGUCUGACGGAUCGAUAUAUCUCCAUAGAGGAUAUUCCGAAUGCCGAAGAAGGAAAUACUGUUAUUGAGGCGACCAACUCGCCUCAAGAAUCGAGCCAUGAAUAUGAGUUGAGUCAAUCAGAAUCGUUGUCUUUUUUGUAUAAUCUUCUAUACGAUGAAAACUCGGCCCUAAAAAAAUCAGAAAUACUAAGCAUUUUAAAUUCAUUAAAAUUAAGAGAGGACAAUUUGCCUUUUUCUAUCCAGAAUCUAAAUGAGACUGACUGCCAGGGUGUAAUAUGGCCAUCAGACUUACGAGAAAAAAUUGCUAUUGAUAGAGCAAGAAUAGGAGAAAUGAAUUGGUUUUAUAAUAUUUCAAAGUCCAGAGAAUCUAUUAGAGAUCAUUUUAAUUUUCAGACCUAUGGAACAAAAACUAAUUUUUUUCAAUUCCACAAAUUUUUCUGCAAAUUAAAACUACAUAUCACACAUUUCCAGUUAAGGAAUUUGGUCUGCUGCAGCGAAAACCUAUCUAAUGGAAUUUUCUAUCCUCUGAGUCAUUUAUAUGAUUAUAAUUUUCCUAUAGAUGCGACCAGUACAGAUGAAUGCCAAACAUUUUUUAGAGUUAAUCGUUUGAUGCCAGAUGAUCAAUUAACAAAGGAAAGAAAUGGAAUGAAAUUAGACUGUCUCAUGGAAUCCAGAUCAUUAUUAUAUAAUUCAAACAGUAGAAUAUCUACUAUGACCUGUUCCAAUAGGAUACUUGCAUGUGGUACUUUUGAAGGUGGUUAUAUUUUGCAAAAUAUUUCAAAUCCGACACGUCCAGAAUUGAUAGGUGAAUUCAAUUUGACGAAUGAUUCUGAGGGAAUUACGAACCAUAUAGCGAUACAUGAUGAUAGAGAAUUGAUUAUUUCUUCAAAUGAUAAGGUAUUGAGAAUAAUAGAUAUGACCACGGGUUCUACAGAACUGUAUAAUUUGCCAUUCUCGAUUAAUUGUCUUAGCAUAAAUCCCCAUAACCACAAUGAAUUUAUUAUUACUGGUGAUCAUGUGAAUUCGUUUAUCUUGGACAAGAGAAUGCCCUCAAUUGAUUACAGUCAGGAAUGUAGAGGACAUAAGGAUUAUGGUUUUAGUUGUGAUUGGUCACCUAAAAAUGAAAACAUUCUAGUUACAGGUAACCAGGAUAGUAGCAUCAAGAUUUGGGAUAGGCGAAAUACAAAGGAGAGUGUGCAUUGUUGGAAUAGUGCGUUAGGGACUUUAUCAGCUCAAGGUGCGCCAGUAAGAAAUUGUAAAUUUAGUCGUAAUGGUGAAUAUCUAAGCUGGGCGGAAAGUUUAGAUCAUGUGGGUAUUAUUCAAAUGGCUGAUUUAUCAAAUUCUGAUAAUUAUUUACUGAGAGUUCAAUCAAUAGAUUUUCUUGGUAAAUGUGCGGGUUUAAAUUUUGCUCCUAUGGAAUAUGGUUAUGGUGAGGACUUGAUUAUAGGUGUGAAUGAUUGUCCAUUGGGUGGGAUCUUAAAUUAUAAACUAGAAAGUAAAUGCAAAUCCUUAGACUUUGAUUUUUAUUUUUAA
Messenger RNA from Debaryomyces hansenii CBS767, 1593 nucleotides. RefSeq names its product DEHA2E22088p. Gene Ontology annotation, molecular function: protein binding. Bases 1 to 1593 code for a protein of 530 amino acids. The transcript is spliced from 2 exons. The record is from RefSeq and is a predicted model, not a curated record. NCBI's taxonomy places the organism in Eukaryota, Fungi, Ascomycota, Pichiomycetes, Serinales, Debaryomycetaceae.